Molecule: messenger RNA, 2352 nt
Organism: Guyanagaster necrorhizus
Lineage: Eukaryota; Fungi; Basidiomycota; Agaricomycetes; Agaricales; Physalacriaceae
Exons: 23
Coding region: 248-2203 (651 amino acids)
Biological process (GO): regulation of actin filament polymerization
Molecular function (GO): protein binding
Source: RefSeq, a predicted model, not a curated record
GCUUAAAAAAAAUGGAUGGUUCUACCCUUCCAAGUCUCGGAGUGAGUUGCACAGUCGUUAAGCUUCGAAUAUUACUCGCGUCGCACAAAAGAACUGUCCAUGACAUAUGCACCGCCACAACCAUGACAUCAGCCUCAGUAGUAGCAACCGACGGCCUGUCAGACCUUGUCCUGCUACUUCUCGGACGAAUUUUUGGCGCCCUUAGCAUCAGGAAUCGCUGCGGCCCUGCACAAGACCGAACACCGAGAUGCAGGCGAUUGGCCAACGAUAUGGCACCACUCUCCCUGAUCAAGUGGAAAGAAUUGCGACAUUAUUUGACUCCCAUCUAGAGGUCAUUAGUGAUGUCCGCGACUUGUAUAGGGAUCGUGUCGCUUUGGAGCGUGAAUACGCUACCAAGCUUCAGGCAUUGACAAAGAAAGCAGCAGAGAAGAAGAGUAAAAUGGAGAGCUCGUUCGUAGUUGGAGAUGAUCCUACCAAGGCGUGGGACGAGCGGACCCUGAAGCAGAGUACCCUGAAUACCGCUUAUGACAAAAUUAUUCAGUCCAUGACCAACACCGCCGAAGAUCACGUAAAUGUGGCCGAAGUCCUGACCUCUCAGGUCGUCGACCUUCUCAAAGCUUUAGGGCGCAAAAAUGAGGAAACUAAGAAGAAGGAGAUGCAAUUUUUCCAGAAGCUGGUCUCAGAUAGGGACCGUACCUACGCUGAACGCCUGAAGAAUAAAGCAAAGUACGAUGACGAGUGUGGCGAAGUAGACCUUCAUCGCCAGAAGCAGGGUCGAGCACACGACGACCGACAUGCGGAACGUAUUGCAAGACAAGCAGACCAACAACGCAAUGACAUGCUAAACUGCAAAAAUUCAUACAUUAUAUCUAUCGAGGUGUCGAACAAGAUAAAAGCCAAAUUUUACAAAGAUGACCUACCAGUUCUAGAAGAUCAACUGCAAAUCCUUCAGAGCCGGCUCGUCGAGCGAUUUACCAAGAUUCUCCAGCAUGCCCAAGCGCUUCAGUCCAAUCAUCUGGAUGUCCUUAAAAAUCGAUUAGCCACCGUUGAGAGAUCCUUGGCAGAGAUCAACCCUUCAAAGGACCAGGAUCUAUUCAUUGAUCAUAAUAUCCGACCUUUCAGUCCCCCUAGUGACUGGAAAUUCGAACCUUGUGCAACUUUUUAUGACACCGAAAAUCUGAGCGUUGAUCCUGCACCAAAGGUAUUUUUGCAGAACAUACUUAGCAAGAGUCGAAGCAAGUUGCAGGAGCUUAGUCCUGUGAUUGACAAUAAGAAACGCGAAGUGGAACAAUUCGUUAAGCUCGAGGCCGCUUACGACGCAGAAAGCUCACUAGGAAAUGCUGAUGAAAUAUCAGAGAGUUACAUGGAAAGUCGACAUCAGUUGGUACAUUUUUGGUCGUCGGAAUGUAUCUUGAGUGCCGAAAUAGAGGUUAUCGUAGCCGCCGUCGGAGAUGAUUUGGGGGCCCAACAACCACAUUCUUUCAAGAGCUCGUCUUUUUCUAUCCCCACAACUUGCGGUUAUUGUCAGACGUCUAUAUGGGGCCUCAGUAAGCAGGGAAAGACAUGCAAAGUCUGCGGGAUAUCAGUCCAUUCCAAGUGCGAGCUCAAAGUGCCCGCUGAUUGUCAGCGUGGCGGCACAUCACGUAGCCCGUCUAUGCUUUCGCGGAAGUCUACAAGCGCAAGCUCACGUUCGACCAUUGCGACGCCGUCUGUACUGCAGACCCCCCCACCUUCUUCCUUUGUCCCGCCCACUCACCAAGAAGAGGUUUCUUAUCCUACGGCCCGGGCCAUCUUUGACUUCAAGGCUACAUCUGAGUUCGAGCUGAGUAUUACAGAUGGCACCAUUGUCAAUGUUCUGGAACCAGAUGAUGGUUCCGGGUGGGUGAAGGUAUCCGAUCCUCAUGGCAACGCCGGUCUUGUUCCUGCAACAUACUUGGCGCACGGCGAAGAAGAUUCAGCCCCUACCCCUACCCCAUCUUCUUUCCAAUCUCACGGCAAGGAACAAGGGUCAGGUCGAUACGUCAGGGUGAUUUAUCAAUAUGAAGCGGGGGGUCAUGAUGAGAUUGGUCUUAGAGAGGGUGAAGUCAUUGAGUUGUCGAGUGGUCCCACUGGAGGCCAGCACUACGGUGAUGGAUGGUGGGAAGGGUUCAGUACAACAGGUCAGAAGGGGAUUUUCCCAAGCAACUAUGUGGAAAUGGUGUGAUGGUUUUCAGACAUCCUGGAUGAUUCAGAUAUACAAUACGUUAGGUAUUUAAGCUUUCCAGUAGUUCCCCGUUACUUUGCCACACCUUUGAGAGUCUAGCUCGAUGCGGGGACAUAUAUAAGUACGUACAUGCGGAGAUCCAUUAACUA